UUUUUUUAAUCAAUAUACUCUCUCCCUUACCCCCUUACCCUCUUAGCUUUCUCUCUAGCUCACUUCUUCCUUGGAAUCUCUCUCUCUCUCUCCCUAAAUUUCUAGCUCUAUAUAUGUUAGCCAUUGAGGUAUAGUGUGAUAGUACAUAACCUAUCUUGAAAGCAAGGAGUGGUUGAGAAAGAAGAAAGAGCUUUUGCUUUUGAGCUUGGUGUAAUUUGCAAGAGCUGAGCUUACAGCGCUUCCUCUCUUUUGCUUGCUUUGCUUUCUUUGUUUGUUUCUUGGUUAAGCGGUUAACGGAAGGAGUUUCUUAAUUUUGUGAUAAUUGCAUCACAGCAAGAGCCAUCAUGACCAGCUGCAUCGAUGUUGCGACUGAGCAACUCUGCUACAUCCCCUGCAACUUUUGCAAUAUUGUUCUCGCGGUGAGUGUUCCAUGCAGCAGCCUACUCGACAUUGUGACAGUUCGAUGCGGGCACUGCACCAAUUUAUGGUCCGUGAACAUGGCCGCUGCCUUUCAGUCACUGUCCUGGCCAGAUGUCCAGGCACAAAACUAUAACUAUAACGCGCAGAAUUACCGGAUUGAGUCAGGUUCCUCAUCCAAAUGCAACAAGAAGAUUGCAACCAGAGACCCUACUGCAGAUCAUGUCACUGAGGAAAGGGGUGUGAACCGACCUCCGGAGAAGAGGCAACGUGUACCUUCUGCAUAUAACCAGUUCAUAAAGGAGGAAAUUCAGAGGAUCAAGGCCAAUAAUCCAGAUAUUAGCCAUAGAGAGGCUUUCAGCACUGCUGCCAAAAACUGGGCGCACUUCCCUCACAUUCAUUUUGGGCUGAUGUUGGAGACUAACAAUCAGCCUAAGCUGGACAAUGACUCUGAGAAACAUCUUAUGUCAAGGGCUGCACUGCUGAAUAAAUGAUCGACGGUGUUCAUGCAGUGAUAUCAAAGUUAUACAAGAAUUGCGUCGACUGAUCUACGUACUGCGUUUGUUUUAAGGAAAUUGAAUUGAAUUAUGAUAUCCUUCUUCUUUGUUUGUACUGUUGUCACCUCAGGGGGUUGUUUUCUACGUCUACUUUCCUGAAUUAAAUAUUUCUUAUCUUCAUCGAUGCUUAUGCUUGUUAUAUAAUAAAUUUCCUCUUGCUAUAAGAUGACCUUGAUCUGAUAUAUUUUCCUA
Molecule: messenger RNA, 1166 nt
Organism: Prunus dulcis (almond)
Lineage: Eukaryota; Viridiplantae; Streptophyta; Magnoliopsida; Rosales; Rosaceae
Product: axial regulator YABBY 5
Exons: 7
Coding region: 345-911 (188 amino acids)
Biological process (GO): multicellular organism development; abaxial cell fate specification; cell fate commitment
Cellular component (GO): nucleus
Source: RefSeq, a predicted model, not a curated record